AUGUGUUACGAUUGGAAAUUAAAGCAUUUAAAACAUAACUAUGUUCAGUAUAGUAGAUAUACACCAUCGCAUAGAAUUAUAUUAGGUUUUUCAUUAGAGUAUGAUUUUAGUCGCCAUUACUAUACUUAUGAACAUACGCCACGACGAAUUGAUCAAUUUUUACGAUGGUUAACAAAAAAAAAGAAACAAGAAGCGACAACAAUAGGUGGAUUCAUGAUAUUUCAUAUUGGUAUUGAUCAAAAUAAUAAUGAACAAACAUGGAAAUUAUUCAACUACCAGCAACAGUCAAUUCGAGAAUGA
Messenger RNA from Didymodactylos carnosus, 300 nucleotides. The record is from the annotation of a GenBank genome assembly. NCBI's taxonomy places the organism in Eukaryota, Metazoa, Rotifera, Eurotatoria, Philodinida, Philodinidae.